AUCUAUCCAGUGAUCGGGGUUGUGUUGGUGUCGCAGCAGAGAUGAAUCUGGAGCUGCUCGAGUCGUUCGGGCAGAAUUAUCCAGAGGAGGCUGAUGGCACUCUGGACUGCAUCAGUAUGGCUCUGACCUGCACGUUUAACCGCUGGGGGACGCUGCUCGCUGUCGGCUGCAACGAUGGACGCAUCACACUCACACAGACACUCACACACACACACACACACACACGUGUCCUCACGGAGUGUCUGCUGUGGUUCAGCUGGAGCAGAGACGGACACAAGCUGGUCAGUGCCUCCACAGAUAACAUCGUGUCUCAGUGGGACGUCCUGACGGGAGACUGUGACCAGCGCUUCCGCUUCCCCUCGCCCAUCCUCAAGCUGCAGUACCACCCCCGAGACAUGGACAAGGUUCUGGUGUGUCCCAUGAAGUCCGCACCCGUCCUGCUCACGCUGUCCGACGCCAAACACGUGGUGCUGCCGGUGGACGACGACUCCGACCUCAACGUGGUGGCAGCCUUCGACCGGCGCGGAGACUACAUCUACACCGGCAACGCCAAGGGGAAGAUUCUGGUGCUGAACACGAACAACGAGGACCAGGAACCAGCAACAAGAGUGACCACAGGAACCAGCAACACCACCGCCAUCAAAUCCAUCGAGUUCGCACGCAAGGGCAGCUGUUUCCUCAUCAACACAGCGGACCGCAUCAUCCGCGUCUACGACGGCCGCGAGAUCCUGACCUGCGGCAGAGACGGAGAACCUGAGCCCAUGCAGAAGCUGCAGGACCUGGUCAACAGGACGCCGUGGAAGCGCUGCUGUUUCUCGGGUGACGGCGAGUAUAUCGUAGCAGGAUCCGCGCGGCAGCACGCGCUCUACAUCUGGGAGAAGAGCAUCGGGAACCUGGUGAAGAUCCUCCACGGGGAAGCGCGGAGAGACUGA
Cyprinus carpio (common carp) is the source of this 932-nucleotide messenger RNA. Its product is annotated as retinoblastoma-binding protein 5-like. Gene Ontology annotation, molecular function: protein binding. The record is from RefSeq and is a predicted model, not a curated record. Gene Ontology annotation, cellular component: Set1C/COMPASS complex. NCBI's taxonomy places the organism in Eukaryota, Metazoa, Chordata, Actinopteri, Cypriniformes, Cyprinidae.